AUGACUGGGGAAUCACCAUUUUCCCCUUCCUUCCCGCAUGGAUGGACAUAUGAUAUUUUUCUCAAUUUUAGAGGUGAAGAUUCUCGCUUUGAUUUUGCUAGAAACCUCUACGAGGCUUUACAACAAAAAGGCAUUCAUACUUUUUUAGACAAUGAAAGGCUUAGAAAAGGAGAAAAAAUUGCACCGUCACUUCUCAAAGCAAUCCAAGAGUCUAGAAUGGCUAUCACUAUUUUCUCUAGAAACUAUGCUUCCUCUACAUUUUGUUUAGAUGAGCUUGUUCAAAUCAUUGAGUAUAUAAAUAAAAAAGGUAGAUUGGUUUUGCCCAUUUUUUAUGACGUGGAUCCAUCAGAAGUACGGCAUCAAAGAAAAAAUUAUCGAGAAGUAUUUGCUCAGCAUGAGAGGUGGCUUAGAAAUGACAAGGAGAAGGUGCAAAAAUGGAGGCGGGCUCUACAGGAUGUUGCUAAUCUCUCGGGUUUCCAUUUCAAACCUGGGGAUCAAUAUGAAUAUGCUUUUAUCAAAGAGAUUGUUAAAGAGGUCACCAGGAAAAUGAACCGAAAGCCUUUGCAUAUUGCUGAUUAUCCAGUUGGACUUGAGUAUCGAGUGCAAAAAGUAAAUUCUCUUCUUGAUGUUGAAUCUAGUGAAGGGGUCCAAAUGGUAGGAAUAUGUGGCACUGGUGGAAUAGGAAAAUCAACAAUUGCUCGAGCAGUAUGCAGUUUGAUUGUGGACUCAUUUGAAGGGUUUUGUUUUCUUGCUGAUGUCAGAGAAAAUUCAAUUAAUCAUGGCCUAGUGUAUCUCCAGGAAAUACUUCUUUCUGAAAUGCUGGAGGAAGACGUUAAAUUAAGAGAUGUUAAUAAAGGAAUUCCAAUAAUAAAGCAUAGGCUCCACAAAAAGAAGGUUCUCCUUGUUCUUGAUGAUGUUGAUAAGCUAAAGCAAUUACAAGCAAUUGCUGGGGGACUUGAUUGGUUCGGUUCGGGUAGUAGAAUCAUAGUAACAACAAGGGAUAAGCAUUUGCUAGUAAGCCAUGGUGUUGAAAGAAUUUAUGAGGUAGACUUUUUAAAUAGAGAAGAAGGUCUUGAAUUGCUUAAAUGGCAUGCCUUUAAGCAGAUUAGAGUUGAUGCAAGUUACAUGGACAUUUUAAACAAUGUGGUAUUCUAUGCUUGUGGUCUUCCAUUGGCUUUGGAAGUUAUUGGUUCCAAUUUGUUUAGUAGGGAAAUAAAUUAUUGGAAUUCCGCAUUAGAAAGUUUUCAUAGUAUUCCAAUUAGGGAGAUCCAACGAAUUCUGAAGGUAAGCUAUGAUGCCUUGGAGGAAUACGAGCAGGAAAUUUUUCUUGACAUUGCUUGUUGCUUUAAAGGUGACAGUUUUGAAUAUGUAAGAAGUGCUUUGUACGCACGUGGUAUAUGCCCAGAUUAUGGUGUUAAGGUCUUGAUUGAUAAGUGUCUGAUAAAGAUUAAUCAUGGUAAGGUGACUAUGCAUGAUUUGAUUCAAGCCAUGGGUAAAGAAAUUGUGCGACAAAAAUCACCAUAUGAGCCUGGAAAGCGCACUAGGUUAUGGUUUCAUAAAGACAUUCUUAAUGUAUUGGAAGAAAACAAGGGUUCUGGGAAGAUUGAAGCCAUAAAUCUAGACAUGCCUGGAGAUAUGGUGAUUGAUUGGAGUGGAAAGGCCUUCAAAAAGAUGCGAAAUCUUAAGAUACUUAUCAUCAGAAAUGCACAGUUUUCUACUGGUCCCAACUAUCUCCCCAACAGUUUAAGAGUGUUGGAUUGGAAAGGAUAUCCUUGUCCAUCUUUACCGUCUGACUUUAAUCCCAGGGAGCUAAUUAUCCUCAAAAUGCCAGAAAGUUUUCUCAAACGUGAUGUACUACUUAAGAAGUUUCAAUCUUUGAGCGUCCUGAAUUUCAAAGGUUGCAAAUUUUUAAGACGGGUUUCUGACUUAUCUGCAGUCCCAGAUUUGAGGGAAUUGUGUUUGGAAGGCUGCAACAAGUUAACUGAAGUUCACGUGUCCAUUGGAUUUCUUAGUAAACUUAAAAGGUUGAGUGUUAAACACUGUAAGAAGCUCAAGGCCUUUCCAAGUAUCAAGUUAACAUCCUUGGAGUUUCUUGACCUUUCUGGGUGCUCCAGCCUCACAAGAUUCCCAGAAAUAUUAGGAAUGAUGGAAAAUAUUAAAGAUGUCUGUUUGGACCAUAGUGGCAUAGAAGAAUUGCCUUUGUCAUUCAAAAACCUAGUUAAUUUAGAAAAAUUAAAACUUUCAUUUUGUAGAAGUAUUGAAAAAAUUGGAGGUAUUCCACCGAAGCUAAAAGAAUUGUCGGCAAUAAACCUUGAUUGGUACUCACACUUGAGCUUAGAGUCUCGUAGCAUUUUACUGAGCCAGGCUUUACAUGAGGUUGAUGGCUUGAAAUUCAUAGUAGAAGAAGAUAAGACCCCAGAAUGGUUUGACCACUACGUUGAGGGAGAUUCAUGGUCUUUUUGGUUCCAAAAGGAAUUCCCAAACAUGGCUGUAUGUUUUGGUGCAUUAAUAGAAGACCAAUGGCACACACCACCAAAGCUGCUUAUUGACGUCCGAGUUAAUGGCACAGAUGUUGGAUUUCCAGAAGGACAAACAAUUUUUGCACCACUCACAACACCACAUGUCUUUUUGUUUGAUUUGCGCGGGCUUAUUGUUGAGGAUAAACUGAAAUAUGUAGUUUCAGAGCGUGAAUGGAACCACGUGGAGAUAUCCUGUGUCUUGAGUUACAUAAAAUGCUACCAACCGGGGGUAUUGAAUGGAAUAUAUGGUAUAGCAGGGGCAAAAUGGUGUGGAGUAUAUGUGUACAAGCAAAAAUCCAGAAUGGAACAUAUUCGAUUCAUAAAUCAUAGCCACAAAGCAGACCCUGAGUUAUUCAAAGGAUCUUCCCUGAAUCCAGACAGUUUUGCUAAGCUAGUCCUGCGUCAAAUGGAGUGGCCCCACGUCAACUUCAAAGUCAUCCAAUACAAUUGCCACAAUGCAGUCAUGUCCCUUCUAUCCAAACCCAUUACUGAAUUGAGAAAAAGACAGAGGGACAGGAGAGAUCAGAGAUCUAUCAACAUGGGUCCCACCUCCUCUCACACGUUCUCUUCCCUCUCCCCGUUGGAUGAGAAAGGAUGAAUGAGAAGGAAAAUGCCGAGCUGUUACUAAGAAUUAAAUGCUAAGAACCAUUGUAUGAAUGUUUGUCUUGUCACUUGGUUCAUCUAAAUUUGUUCUUGGAUUACUCUGGAUAGAGAAGGACACAAUGUAAGCUAUUGGAUUCAUAAAUUGUAACCAGGAAGCUGUUUCUGAAUUAUUAGAUCGAUCUUCCAUGAAUACAAACACAUCACUAAUAAUA
Messenger RNA from Neltuma alba, 3334 nucleotides. RefSeq names its product TMV resistance protein N. Gene Ontology annotation, biological process: signal transduction; defense response. The transcript is spliced from 5 exons. Gene Ontology annotation, molecular function: ATP hydrolysis activity; ADP binding. NCBI's taxonomy places the organism in Eukaryota, Viridiplantae, Streptophyta, Magnoliopsida, Fabales, Fabaceae. Bases 1 to 3117 code for a protein of 1038 amino acids. The record is from RefSeq and is a predicted model, not a curated record.